This is a messenger RNA of Diorhabda carinulata, 3231 nucleotides long. RefSeq names its product adenosine 5'-monophosphoramidase HINT3-like. The transcript has 3 exons. Gene Ontology annotation, molecular function: catalytic activity. Bases 167 to 589 code for a protein of 140 amino acids. The record is from RefSeq and is a predicted model, not a curated record. Lineage: Eukaryota; Metazoa; Arthropoda; Insecta; Coleoptera; Chrysomelidae.
GUCAUUUGUCAUUACCUAGUACUGACAACGCUUAACAGAAAAAUAUUACCAAAUACAUUAUUUGAACUUUGGUUAUGGAGAUAAUGCAAAUAACUAUUUAAUUUUUCAAAUCAAUUUUAAAUACUUUAGUGAUCUAUUAUUUUGAAAACGGGACAGUUUUUCUAGUAUGUCGUCUGAUCAAAAUUGUAUCUUUUGUAAAAUUGUAUGUGGAGAAGCUCCAUCAGAAAUACUAUUUCAAAAUGAUGAAAUUAUUGUAUUUAAAGAUAUAAAGCCUGCAUCUAAGCAUCAUUACCUAGUAGUACCAAAAAAUCACAUUAUUAAUGUUAACCACUUAGUUACAAAAGAAGAUAAACUCUUAGUGGAAAGAUUAAUUGAAAUUGGUAAAAAAGUCCUAGAAGAAAAUGGGGGUACUAUUGAAGAUGCAAGAUUAGGGUUUCAUUUACCUCCUUUUAACUCUAUAAAUCAUUUACAUCUUCAUGUUAUAUCUCCAAUGUCUGAAAUGAGUUUCUUCAGUAGACUUAUUUUUAAACCAAAUACGUGGUGGUUUCAGUUGGUUGAUGAUACCUUAAAGAGACUCAGUAAACUGUGAUCUAUAAUUCCAUUACAGUUAGAUUUGAAUUGUAAAUUAAUUUAAUAUAAAUUUAUUUUUUAAUAAUUUGAAUUACCAAAUAUUCUCAGAAAGGAAUAUAAGAAAAAAAUUUUAAGGUUACUAUAAGUGUAUAUAAAUUGACACUGAAAACUAUUUUGAAAAUUUUGUAAUAAUGUCUCUACCUAAGAAGGCAAUGUUCUCAAAAAUGUUCAAUUAUCUCUGUUUCAAGCUGUUGACAACACAACACGUUCCAGUUCCAUAUCUAUGGAAAUCAGUCAGUAACGUAAAUAAUUAAUUUCAAACAUUAACCAUCAUCAAAAAUCAAUUGAGCUUCCAGAAUUCCAACAUAAAUGAAAUUCUUAAAACCGCCAAUCAAUUUUUUAAUUAAUUUAAAUACACUCCGCUUUUUCUUUCCUAAUUUGUUAGAGCAAAUAGAUGUAGGUCUUUUUGUUAACCAAUCACAUUUUUUUUGUAAUUGUCCACACCAAAGCCCUAUUUUAAUGUAAUGUAUGUCAACGCCCUGGAACGCCCUCUACGAAUUAAUCCUUUACUGUGUACAGCCUAUAACAUAAUUACAUGUUGGUUGAAUCAAAAGCUGGUAGAGUACAUGGAGAAGUAGGAGAAUAUCAAUGCGGUUUCCGCCAUAACCGUUCUAUUGUUGAUCAUCUAUUUACGCUACAUCAGACCCUAGAGAAAUCUUUCGGGUGUAUUGUCAAUCUUCACCAGCUCUUCAUUGACUUCCGCCAGGCGUACGACAGUGUCCUCAGAGAAGGAUUCGCAUUUAUGGCAAGGAAACCUAGACUUGUUUUUGCAUCUGACACAAUAUUUCUUGUUGCCUUCUGGAAUCUGUUUUAUAUCUGUUUUUCUUCUUGAUAGACGGUCUCUGGUACAUUCUUGUGAUAAGACCAUCUUUGCAAAUGUGGUUCAAUCAGGGUCAAUGUUAUUUGUUUCUUAUACACUCUCAUGUUCAAAUCGACUCUUGAAUCGGGAUGAUUGUAAACAUGAAUAACUUGACUGUUCACUCCAGUGAACAUCUUCUAGAUCUGAUGUAUCAUCAAUUGCUUUAUCAGUCAUGUUCCUCCCAUGGGCGCAAGAAUCUUUGCUGCUCUUUUUAAUAGUCCAUUUUUGUUUAUAAAUAAACGAUUCUAAAAUAUGGACGUAAUAAAGUUAACAGUUAUUACAGAAAAAAAAUGAUCGCGCGGAGUUAGGAGUCUAAAUCACAUUUGACAGAAAACGACUUGCACAACCGCUCACAAACAACUAAUUUAUUCAACUAUGCCGUAAAUCAAGAAGCUAGUUUUCGGCGGCAAAAUGAGUAAAUGGCCAAACAAUUCCGGCACGCGGAGUCUUAUCAGACCAGACACGACUACUCCAGGCUUAAGCUUUUCCUAAUUUCGUAUACCUUGUGUCUCUUAUUAGCACUAGCGCUGAAGUAUUUGUUGUCUACUUGAGAAAAACAGGAAGUUGAUAAACGAUAACGCGAGAGAAUGGACUGCAGUGUUAAUUGUCAAUAGCUUGAUAAACAGAAAAAAAAACACUACACAUCAUUGAGGAUAAUAAUCAACACACAUUUUUAUAAGAAAUGUUCAUCUUAAGUUAUAUAAUGGUACGUAGAGCGGUAUAUGAGUUCUUGAUCUCAUAUAGUAAGUAGAGUAGGUUCGUAAAAAUCUUUACACGCGCCUCAGUGACAAGACUCAACAAGCUUCACACUAAGUUUCAAACUCCAUUUAAUUCUAAUAGAGGUCGAACGACCAUUAACUAAAGAGAUUAACCUCAACACAAAUCAAUAUAAAAUGGAAGCUGUUUACGGUGACUUGUGUCAAUAAUUUGCAACAAUUAAAAAAUUGGUCUAAGUGUUUCGCUGGGGACGUUUACAAAGAAUAUAAUUUCCUGCCUGUUUCGUGAAAUAAGAGAGUAUGUAAAAUAUGAUUAGUAACACAUUGACCAAGAAAACUUUCUGAUUCCAGCGUGACGUCAUGUGCGAGGCGUAACAAAUUUAGUCGAAAUUUCAGCAUACCGGUGUAUGUGUAACGUGAUGGAAAUAUUGAGUGUAAAAAUCUCUCCUCUUUAGUUUAUUAUUAUUUGGAAGUAAAUUUUUAUAUUUGAAUAUAUUUCGAAAAACAUCGACAACCUUGUAAAAAAAAUUAUUUUAGUACUUCCUAAAAGUAAAGAUAAAGGUUUUCGAGCUACAAGUCAUAAAACCAGGUAAAAUUUUAAAUAUAGAAUAGAUCAUACAAACCCAAAAUAUAAGUUAAGGGACAACCAUAGUGAAAUUAUUGGAAGUAUAUUGUUAGUUCUCUCCGAUCCUUAACAUUGUAAGUCAUACUUCCGAAACUCUAAUUGGAAUAGAACACAACCUUCCAAUUAUUAACUUCUUUAAUUAUUUGGCCAAGUAUGAUAAGAACUCAUAAUAAUAUAAAAAUGUUCUUUCAAGUUAUUCUUGCUCUAGCUAGAGUACUAAACGAAAUUAUAAUGUACUCAGUACAUCACCAAAUAUCCAGAUUCCUAGUGUCGAGUGUCGAAUUUAUUACUUUAGUUAAAAAUUGUGUUGUUUAAUUCUAAUGCGAUCUAAAAAUUUCCUAUUUAAUCACAGUUUUAAUUUGUUAUAUUGUCAUUUAAAAUUAAUAAAGAUUUUAUGGAUA